This is a messenger RNA of Hippopotamus amphibius kiboko, 1436 nucleotides long. RefSeq names its product failed axon connections homolog, metaxin like GST domain containing (gene FAXC). The transcript is spliced from 6 exons. Gene Ontology annotation, cellular component: cytoplasm. The coding region runs from base 1 to 1230 and encodes 409 amino acids. The record is from RefSeq and is a predicted model, not a curated record. NCBI's taxonomy places the organism in Eukaryota, Metazoa, Chordata, Mammalia, Artiodactyla, Hippopotamidae.
AUGCUCUGGGGGGUUGGCUUUGCCUCGUCCAGGCCGUGUGUGGUGGAUCUGAGCUGGAACCAGAGCGUCUCCUUCUUCGGCUGGUGGGCCGGGUCCGAGGAGCACUUCUCCUUUUAUGGGGACAUCAUCGCUUUCCCUUUGCAGGAUUACGGUGGGAUCAUGGCAGGGCUGGGCUCCGAUCCCUGGUGGAAGAAAACCCUUUACUUGACCGGGGGAGCUUUGCUGGCCGCAGCUGCGUAUCUGCUCCACGAACUCCUGGUCAUUAGGAAACAGCAAGAAAUUGACUCCAAAGAUGCUAUUAUUUUGCAUCAGUUUGCAAGACCUAACAAUGGUGUCCCCAGUUUAUCUCCUUUCUGUUUGAAAAUGGAAACUUAUUUAAGGAUGGCUGAUUUACCCUAUCAGAACUAUUUUGGUGGAAAACUUUCUGCUCAAGGGAAAAUGCCUUGGAUUGAGUAUAAUCAUGAAAAAGUUUCUGGGACAGAAUUCAUAAUUGACUUUCUGGAAGAGAAACUUGGAGUGAAUUUAAACAAAAACCUUGGUCCUCAUGAAAGAGCCAUCUCCAGGGCGGUGACCAAGAUGGUGGAAGAGCAUUUCUACUGGACCUUAGCUUAUUGCCAGUGGGUGGACAAUCUCCAUGAGACCCGGAAGAUGCUCUCUCUUAGUGGUGGCGGUCCCUUCAGUAACCUGCUGAGGUGGAUCGUGUGCCACAUAACGAAAGGAAUCGUGAAACGCGAGAUGCAUGGCCACGGCAUUGGCCGCUUCUCAGAGGAAGAGAUUUACAUGCUGAUGGAGAAGGACAUGCGGUCUUUAGCAGGGCUUCUGGGUGAUAAGAAGUACAUCAUGGGACCCAAGCUCUCCACUCUCGACGCCACCGUCUUCGGACACUUGGCGCAGGCAAUGUGGACCUUACCAGGCACGAGACCUGAGCGGCUGAUAAAAGGUGAGCUCAUCAACCUUGCCAUGUACUGUGAGAGGAUACGGAGGAAAUUCUGGCCCGAGUGGCACCACGAUGACGACAACACCGUCUAUGAGUCCGAGGAGAGCAGCGAAGGCAGCAAAACGCACACGCCCCUGCUGGACUUCAGCUUUUACUCAAGGACAGAGACCUUUGAAGAUGAGGGAGCAGACAACAGUUUUUCCAGAACCCCAGACACGGAUUUCACUGGACACUCGCUCUUUGAUUCUGAUGUGGACAUGGAUGACUACACAGACCAUGAACAGUGCAAGUGACGUUCAGCCUCACUGACCCUCCUCUGUUGGAGCUGCCACUCCCUGGGGUCAGUCCCCUUUCCCAGGUAGAAACCCAUCCGAGCUGGGAGGAGACCUUCGUGCUUGGCACAGGUCUCACAAGCUAACUGGACGAGAGCAGCCUUAUUUCUUUUUUGUACAAAGAAGACCCAGAACCAUUCCAAUGGCUCCAUUUAAAACAAACAGGC